Saccostrea cuccullata (small rock oyster) is the source of this 489-nucleotide messenger RNA. RefSeq names its product ficolin-2-like. Bases 1 to 489 code for a protein of 162 amino acids. The record is from RefSeq and is a predicted model, not a curated record. Lineage: Eukaryota; Metazoa; Mollusca; Bivalvia; Ostreida; Ostreidae. The transcript has 3 exons.
AUGACUACUAUAUGUAGUAUUAGACACGCCGUACCAUGGUACAUCGCUAAGCAAUAUAACACUUAUAGAAAUGACUUGAUACAUCAAUUAACAAAAGAAAUCACCUCAUCCCUGUAUGUGACCAUAACUUUACAGAAUGGUACAACGCUGUAUGAAAUGUACGACGGAUUCUCUGUCUCCGACGAAGCAGAAAAAUAUCAAAUCUUUCUUGCAGGACCUGCCACGGGAACUUUAGGAGACAGUAAGAUAGACACAGGUUUUCAUUACUACAAUCAGUCAGGGAUGUACUUCUCCACGCCAGACAGGGAUAACAACAGAUAUAGUAGUCACUGCGCUGCUGUGUAUAGAGGAGGCUGGUGGUACAACAGAUGUCACUCCUCCUUCCUUAACGCUCCAUCGUUCCCAGGAGACUUGUCCAACCCACGGUAUCCCACAGUGACGAGUGGGACGUCAGUGAAGGGGACCACCAUGAUGAUCAGACGGAACUAG